Melanaphis sacchari is the source of this 2109-nucleotide messenger RNA. RefSeq names its product beta-galactosidase-like. Gene Ontology annotation, biological process: carbohydrate metabolic process. The record is from RefSeq and is a predicted model, not a curated record. NCBI's taxonomy places the organism in Eukaryota, Metazoa, Arthropoda, Insecta, Hemiptera, Aphididae. Gene Ontology annotation, molecular function: beta-galactosidase activity. Gene Ontology annotation, cellular component: vacuole. The transcript is spliced from 11 exons. Bases 108 to 2039 code for a protein of 643 amino acids.
GUGCUCGCGACAACUCGCUGCAGCGUCCCGACAACUGUCGCUGUGACUCGCGUUUCACAUAAUAAUAAUUAUUAUAAUAUUUUUCAAAAAACACAAAAAAAAUCAAUAUGGCAACGAUGAGUGUGACUAUCGCUGUCGCUGUCGCUGUUUUCUUGUAUACGGCAGUCGUCGGAACGGGAAACACGAUUGAGACUAGUAAACCAACUUUUACUAUUGAUUAUGAGAGAAAUGAGUUCUUAAAAGACGGCCAAGUAUUUCGAUAUGUCUCCGGUUCGUUACAUUAUUUCAGAGUUCCUAAACCUUAUUGGAAGGAUAGAAUUCAAAAAAUGAAAGCAGCUGGUCUAAAUGCCAUAUCAACUUAUGUAGAAUGGAGUUUACAUGAACCGUAUCCAGGCGUAUAUAACUUUGAUGAUAUAGCUGAUUUGGAGUAUUUCUUGCAAUUAGUUAAAGACGAGGGUAUGUAUUUGUUGCUCAGGCCAGGACCAUAUAUUUGUGCCGAAAGAGAUUUUGGCGGAUUUCCAUUUUGGUUAUUGAAUGAGGUGCCCAAAAAACGUUUGAGAACUAAUGAUUCAAGUUAUAAACAUUACGUCACUAAAUGGUUUAGUGUACUCAUGCCCAAAAUUGACCGCUUUUUGUAUGGAAAUGGUGGAAAUAUAAUUAUGGUUCAGGUUGAGAACGAAUAUGGUAGCUACAACGCCUGCGAUCAAGAGUAUAUGUUGUGGUUACGAGAUUUGUUUAAAAGUUACGUUGGAUAUAAAGCUUUAUUAUACACAACCGAUGGAUGUGGAUAUUCUUAUUUUACAUGCGGUGCUAUUCCUGACGUUUACGCUACUGUGGAUUUCGGUUCUUCUACCAAUGAUGUUUUCCAAUGCUUUAAAUAUAUGAGAGCUACACAAAAGAGAGGUCCACUAGUCAACUCCGAAUAUUAUGUUGGAUGGUUAUCACAUUGGCGUAAACCAUCACCAAUCAUCAAUAGUAACGAAGUUGUGGAAACUAUGAAAAAAAUGCUAGCAUUUAAUGCAUCGAUAAAUUUCUAUAUGUUCCACGGAGGUACAAACUUUGGGUUCACUUCUGGCGCCAAUAAAUACGAGAAGUUAGAAAAUUCAGAAUAUUUGCCACAAUUAACCUCAUAUGAUUACAAUUCUCCGCUAAACGAAGCUGGAGAUCCAACUGAAAAGUACUUUAAAAUUAAGAAAUUGCUCGAAGAAACUAAUUUCUCGGUAUCAAAUGAAAUAUCACCCGUACCAGCACCUAAAGGUGAUUAUGGAACAUUCAAAAUGCAGCCGUUAGUUAGUCUUUUUGAAAAGGUCUCACAGCGGAUUAAACCGGUUGAAAACGAUGUUCCUCUUGGGUUCGAAGUUAUGGGCAUAAAUACGGGGUUUGUAAUGUAUGAAACUAUUUUGACAGACGAACAAAAAGACGUCACAGUUCCUGUAAACCUUACUAUUAGCACAAUUAGAGACCAAGCAACUAUAUUCUUGGACCAGGUACAAGUAAAUAUAAUACCUCGUAAGUAUGAAAAUACACCAGUGAGCUUAAAUAUAAAUAAUACUGUUCAAAAGAUUAGUAUUCUAAUUGAAAAUCAAGGAAGGAUCAAUUACGGAAGCUUUAUGGAAGAUAGAAAGGGUAUUUUUGAACCAGUCACACUGGGUAAUUAUGUACUAGGACCGUGGAAGAUGAUAGCAUACCCUUUAAAUGAAACAUCUUGGCUUUCGACGAUUGAACCACAAAAAUACGCUGUACUACCAGCAUUUUAUAAAACACAAUUUACAUUACCUGAUAGCUUAACAAAACCUUUGGACACUUAUUUAGAUGUUUCUGGUUGGAAAAAGGGCGUUGCUUUUGUGAAUGGAAUAAACAUAGGACGAUAUUGGCCAUCGGCUGGACCACAAAUAACUCUUUAUGUUCCAGCUACAUUUCUUAUUCCACCACCGGGAUUAAACACCAUUGUUAUGUUGGAACUAGAAGAAGUUCCCAAGAACUUAUCAAUAUCGUUAACUGAUAAAUCUAAUCUUUUAGGUCCUAUAAGUAUCUUGUAAACCAAUCAUUAACAAUGCUGGUUAUAUUUGGUAUUUUUUAUUAAUUAAAUUUUUGUUAACGUAGCUAAAA